This is a messenger RNA of Ceraceosorus bombacis, 3879 nucleotides long. The record is from the annotation of a GenBank genome assembly. Lineage: Eukaryota; Fungi; Basidiomycota; Exobasidiomycetes; Ceraceosorales; Ceraceosoraceae.
AUGGCCAAGAAUGGACCGCGAGGUAGAGGGUAUGGAAGAGGUAAUGGCAAGGGAGGAGGCGAUAGAGGCGGUCGAGGUGGCGUCUCCAGUGGUCGCGGAAGGGGAAGAGGAGGUGGUGGCAAUACCGGCGCGUUCCCAGGACAGGGUCGUUUCCUUACCGAAAGCGCUGCUCUGGCACACGCAUUGGAUGCGUCACGUUGGGACUCUGGACGAGGCGGUGCGCACAGAGGCAGAGGUGGUCCAGCGAGAGGGGAUUGGAAUGCGCGCGGUACGGGAGGAAGAGGCAGAGGUAGAGGAGGUCAUCUGACCAUGUCCAACCAGAACGCCGUCUCCUUCGACUACAGUAGCCUUCCACAGCGAGCUUCACGGCAAGCACCAGCGCCCUCGUACGCUGCUGUGGAUGCAGAAGUUGACGCUAGAACCGCACUGAAAGCGGUGCUGCAGCAGGAUCAGUCUUCCGACUCUGGCUCUGCGUCGGAGGACGAUGUGAUUUUGACACCUCCCAAGGGAUACGUGCACGUGCAUAGGCCUCAGCACGAGCGGCAACAAUCUCCCCCCGCGCCAUAUGAGCAGUCCGAAGAAUCACGGGUUCCGGCACCUCCUGCUCUGCAUGGAGACGCCAUGGCUGAGCUGGUCUCGCUCGGCGUGCCUACCGGGCCUCGCGUCAUGCGUCUUUCAGGCGGCACGUCCAUCGGUACGCGCGGAGCUCGUACGCGCGGUCCAGCGCCCUCCAGCAGGAAACAAGCGACUUUUCCUCAUUUUCAAGUACCCGAAAAGCACUGGACACGCCCGGACGAGCUUGUGGGUGAUGCGGCCUACUUGGCCGGAGUUGGUGGCAAGUUCAGCGGGAAGAAUCAAAAGCCGCGCUUCGGAGAUCCUGCGCAGCAGUACAACAGACCCCUCUUGGCUCCAAUCGCAUUCAUCAAGGCUCAGGGCCUUUCCUCCGAAGGCGAAGGGGUGGAAGAGCCCAGCAUCGAGGCGCUCAAUCAGGCCAAGCAAGGAAGAGGUCUGGGAUUCACACACGAAAAAGAUCCGAAUGUCAAGCCCCCACAAGCGCCGCCUCUGCAGCGCCAGGUAUCAGAGCAAAACACUCCCACUGCUUUCGAGCCAAGCGCGUGGACCUUUGAUGAGGAGGCAGAGGACGAUGAUGAGGAUCUGCAGGCGCUCAUGAAAGCAUACCCGGAUGCUCGACAGGUGGGUAUGCACGAAGCGUACGUCGUGCAGCCUUCUGCUGUCGAUAGUAUGCAGCAGUGCGCUCCUGUCGUCAAGCCACUUGAGUCUUUUACGGCGCCAACGCAUCAGACAGCCCAAGAGGAUUCGUCGGAAGAUGAAGUCAUCCUCGUACCUCAGAGCGCCUCCUUGAGCUCUCAGGCCCAUGUUGCAUCGCUACAGGACAACAGCGACAGCGAGGAGGAUAGACAGCUCGAAGCUAUCUUGGCUGCUAAUCGCGCUGCCGUCGCCGCAGACGACACUAUAUCAUCACAAGCCCAACAUCAAGCUCAGGACGUAAUCGACCUCUCGCAGUCACCGAGGCUGAAACCUACGGAGCAGUUCCGCGGGCAAUCUGCGACGAAGCCAUUUGCGGCUCAGGCUGAGCCGUCAUCGCAAGACGUCUUCUAUAUCGACACUCAAGGCACAGAUGUGCCUGCAGCCUCCUUUGAACGUGCAGAAAUGGAUGUUGAUCCGUCCGCGCCCAUUCUGGGUGACACCGCUUCGUUCGUCCAAACGCGCCAUGCCAUACCCGAUGUGCUGCCUCCUUCCGACUCGGACGAAGAAGAUUACGGACGACCAGGCUACCCUCGCACUUCUCGCGGAUUCUUGCCACUGAAUACUCAGCGCGGCAAAUCGACGCGACAAGCUACGCGCAAAGCUAGGAGACAACGACUACGAAUGGCAGGCAAGAAGAGCGCGUUUGUACCUUUGCCUCGUGCGCGCGCAGACGUCCUCGAGGAGAGCGAUAUGGACUGGGGUAGCGGCAGCGGGAGCAUCAGCGGAACUGAGGAGCACGAAGAGGAGCUUCGAGGCGCGGAUCUGGCUCGUGCGCUCCGCCUUGAUCCGAAAGAGCAGGCCGCCUCGGCAUCGACUGCCGCCCCCGCGUUCAAAGCCCUGAAUGCGCGGCAACGCAAGAAACAAAAAGAGGAAGAAAUGCUGGCUGAUUUGGCCCACGGGUGGGCAGUAGAUGCAGGACUCUCGAGAUCCGACGAAGAAAAGCAAGGUCAAAAUGCCAAUGGCGAGGAUCCGGAUUUGGAUCGUCAGACGGAGCUGGACGCUAUGAUCCGAUUCAUGAAGGGCAUGGAUGCUCAGUCGAGCGGCCGAGAGAUGACGCUGGGCGAUAUGGAGGUGGAACAGCAGAUGAAGGAAGAAGAGGAAUGGAUGACUGCUAGUGAGAGCGAAGAGGAGGUGGAGAAUGGCUUGGCUGAGGAUGAAACCAUGGCGGAAGUGAUGCGACUGGAAGAAAAGAUGAUUAUAGAUGAUGAUGAUGAUGAUGGGGAGGAGGAGGAUCAAGAUAGCGAUUUUGAUACCAGCGAGAGCGAAGGCGCUGGGCCUUCUCGUCCGACCCAACGGCGAGGUGGUAGAGCGCCGCGCGGCGACGAGAACGACAACGAAGAUGACAGCGAUGAGGAUGAAGAUGGCGGAGAGUUUGGGAAGAAUUUCAGCUGGGCAGACGAGGAUGAAGAAUUCAUCAAGCAGCUCGAAGCGUUUGCUAGUGCAAACGGAGUGGAGAAGAAUGACAAAAAGGCCCGCAAGAGACUGUUCAAGGCCAUUGAAAAGGGCGACUUUAGCGGGAUCGAGUUGGAUGAAGAUUUGAUCAUCGAUGAGGAUGACGAGGUGUUCGGCCUGGGUACUUCGAAACCUGUCCAGGGUGAGUCGUCCUUUAAACUGUACCGUGCAAGCCAGUCCGUAACCUCUGAUCGCGAUCCGCUACUGUUGCUGCGUAGGCGGACGAGCUGGCAAGAAGAAAUUCGGCUCAGAGGAUUUGUGGGCUGAAGAACUUCAAGGACAUUGGGAGAAGGAUCGAGCGAGCAAAGCUGCCAACAAGCGCAAACGUGCUGCGGAGAGGGCGGCGGCGGCCGAGAACCCGUACCACGCCAGCGUCAAAAAGGGAACGAAAAAGGGAGCAAAGAAGGCUGCUAGAGCUUUGCGUCGGGCUGAAAGAAAAGACGAUCUGCUGAGGGAUCAAGGAUUGCUGCCUGAUCUUGAUCCCGCAUCGGCCUGGGAUGCACAUGCACCCCUCUCGACGAUGGAGAAGCAUUCUACGAACCUGCACGAUUUGAACGCGCAGAUUUUGCGCUUCUUGCAGGAUUGGCAACACUCGACGCUAUCGCUUCCGCCCAUGGACAAGCGAUCUAGGGCUCAAGUGCACAUGCUAGCUUCCGCCUACUCUUUGACGUCCAAAUCCAAAGGCAAUGGGAAUAGCAGGUUCGCCACGCUCAUCAAGAAUUCUAAAUCCGGUCAAGUGGUAGAUCAGAACAGGGUGAACAAGGUGUUGAGAGGAGCAGGAGGGGGAGCAUUUGGAGCGACUUUUGGAGCGAAGCAAAAGAGCAAAAAUAGAGCGAAUGGGCCUGCUGGGAGAGGUGCGGUCAGGGAUGCUGGUAGAGCUGCUAUCGUACCCAAGAAUCAAGAAGGUACGCAGGUGGGGUUUGGAGCGGAAAAGAUUGCAGAGAGCAAUAUUGGACAUCGAGUGAGUCUGUUUUUAUGCGUUCGUGAAAAAGUUUCGAUGUGUUCAGCCUAUAGAUUGAUUGACGGCCCUGCACGCUUCCCCCCCAGCUCUUGUCCAUGAUGGGCUGGAAAGAAGGUUCUGGUGUUGGAGCUACGCCGGGGUCUGCUGCGGCUGUUGGCGCCACCAUCAAAAUCAGCAAGGGUGGACUCGGCUUCUAA